UACAGUGCAAUAUUUAAUUAGAUAUUGUCGUAAUAUGGCUGUACGUAUGAUAUCAAGUGGACAAUUUAUAAAUCAUUUAGAAUUUAAAUUAAAACCAAUACGCAGUGUACAAUCAUCACCGACAAUGCCAUUCGGUGAACAUAUACCAUAUUAUCGUUUAUGUCAACGACCAAAAUGGACAAAAUCAAAAUUAAAAAAACCAACCAUUACGAAAAAAGGUUUAUUAUUUUUUCUUAAUGCUGAUGAUGAUGUACAGAAUAAGGUAAAAAUACCAACAACACCAAUAAUAAUAGAUCAUUUUCAGAGGCCUGGUUAA
Dermatophagoides pteronyssinus (European house dust mite) is the source of this 316-nucleotide messenger RNA. RefSeq lists its product as uncharacterized. The record is from RefSeq and is a predicted model, not a curated record. Gene Ontology annotation, molecular function: corticotropin-releasing hormone binding. NCBI's taxonomy places the organism in Eukaryota, Metazoa, Arthropoda, Arachnida, Sarcoptiformes, Pyroglyphidae. Gene Ontology annotation, biological process: negative regulation of corticotropin-releasing hormone receptor activity; hormone-mediated signaling pathway; negative regulation of corticotropin secretion.